ACAGAGAUUCAGGAAUUUCUGAAGAACUAUAAUAGCCAGGCACAGAUUUUCCAACCGAGGUUAGCAGAAGCUCUUUGGACCUACUACACGAACAUUACAGAUUACAAUCAGAAGAACUCGGUAAGUCUAACUCAAAUUAGCUUUAAAAAUCAGCAAUUUCUAUAAGUAAAGUAAUAGACAUUUGUGUCUAUUGCCUCCUGUAAUAGACAUUUGUGUCUAUUGCCUCCUGUAUUCCAACCCCCAGUUCAUAACACCACUGCUGAGUCGCCCUUGCAACCAGUGAAGUAUCCCAUUGAAACCCAUGGACAGUAACAUCGCAAACCCCUCUGAAACAUAGGAGCCAGAAUGAUCAAUUCAUUGAUCGUGGGCCCUUAAAAUAAAGAAGAAGAAGAAGAAAUUUAGUAAUUGUUUAGUCAUUAAGAAUCAAUUAAUAAAUGAUGACAUCAUUUAAAAAAGGUGCGGUAAAUUAUAUGUAGGAGAGAGAGGUCGUCGCCUUGAAGACCGCUUCAGAAAACACCUAUAUAUCAUAAAUAUGAUAGCCCUAACCAUGAUGGUAUCUAGGCCAUCGCAGUUACUGGUAUAAUAUAUACUAGUAGCACAACAGAUAGGAUAUACAUAGAGAAUAGUUUAAUAUCACGAUUUGGUACGUUGUCACCAUAUGGAAUAAACCAAAUCCACAAUUUUACAUAACUGCCAUGUCUUUUUCCUGUUUAGUUUUUACAAUUUUGCUCAAAUCUCUUCCUUUACACUUUUCUUUACAUUGCUUCUGUCUGUUUUUUUCGCCCACUCCUAUUUUUUCUCCAAACUUUUUUAGGUAGAAAAUUUGUGUAUAUAUGUUAUGUAAAUUUAAUUUAUACUUAUUUUCCUUUUUGUUGUAGUGAUGAAGGUAUUUGCCGAAACGUAUACAUUUGUAUUCUGUAAAAUUUUCAUUAAAGCGUAAACUAUAUUGUUAUUUUGACACACUUUGUUGGUGUCUAAUUAAUCUAUUUUGUUUAGUUUACUGUCGUCGAUCGCACCUUUAGGCUUUGACUUUGGCGCCUUCAAUCUGUCGCAGUUUUUUUUUCAAACAUAACAUUAGAUAGUGAAAACAUUAGAGAGCAGUCUCGAUUGAGUGAGUCAAAUACAGACCACUGUAUUUCCAAUUAAAUUAAAAAUCCCCGUAUGUAUGGACUGUAUGCUUAUGUAUUCGAGCAUCCCCAGAUAAUCUAGUUUUGUUUUAAAACCGUACUUAGAGGGGCGUGAACAGUAACAACGAAAUAUUCAAUUGAUAAAUAAAUAAUCUUACCUCGUCGAAACCCCCAUCCUUUCUAUAGAGUCGUGAACUGAUAACCUUGAUUAGCGAGGGACAAAUGUAUUGAAUUUUUUUCCAAUUUCAUCCUACAUCAUCCAUUUAAUCAUAAAUUUCACUUCUUAUAUCUGGAGCUAAGGAGAACCUGGAAAGCUUUUUAAUUAUUUUUUUUUAUUUUCAUAAAAUGCAGUUUUUUCUUCUUUUUAAAGUGUUUUUAAAUCCCUAAGAUAGUAAGUGUUAUCAAGAGACACAAUAUUUACGACUGCAUUACUUUUGAGGAUACAUCAUUGCAAAAAAUGAAAUCUAUCCUUGAAUGCGCAUUUUCUUUUUCUUUUUUUUUUAGCCUUGGAAAUUUUGAUUGCCAAAAUUUUAAAAUAUUUAUUUGUUGCAAAAAUGCGUCAAUUUUGUAUUAGUAUUAACUUAAUCGAUUUUUUGAAAAAUUGUUAUAACUCUGCUUUAGCCUAACACAUAAAGUGGCUGACGAAUUAUUAAAAAAAAAUAUUAAUAAAAAUUGACAAAAAAUAAAUGCAUAUAUAGAAAGUACGUCAUGGGGAGUUCUUUAGCUUUAAAGUGAUUUAUUUUAAUAAUAAGAUCGAUUUAAUAGAUAAAUCUGCAAUAUUUAUGUGUCAGACGGACGAACAGCUGCUGACCGCCAAGUUUAAACAGGAAGCCUAUAGAAAUGCUACAAGAUUUAACCUGACUGUGAUUACACCCGAGACGCGGAGAUGCAUUAUUAAAAUCAUGGACGUUGGAACAGCAGCACAGACCAAUGAAACCAAACUGUCAAAUGUAAGUAAAUGUUAA
Messenger RNA from Lymnaea stagnalis (great pond snail), 2092 nucleotides. Lineage: Eukaryota; Metazoa; Mollusca; Gastropoda; Lymnaeidae. The record is from the annotation of a GenBank genome assembly.